Triplophysa dalaica is the source of this 2232-nucleotide messenger RNA. Its product is annotated as FYN-binding protein 1. Gene Ontology annotation, molecular function: protein binding; lipid binding. The record is from RefSeq and is a predicted model, not a curated record. NCBI's taxonomy places the organism in Eukaryota, Metazoa, Chordata, Actinopteri, Cypriniformes, Nemacheilidae. Gene Ontology annotation, biological process: T cell receptor signaling pathway; integrin-mediated signaling pathway; protein localization to plasma membrane. Bases 130 to 1542 code for a protein of 470 amino acids. Gene Ontology annotation, cellular component: plasma membrane. The transcript has 18 exons.
CACACACUUUUCCGUCGCUAUUAUCUGACUGCUGUGUGGAGACAUCAUUAUAGGUGUGUAAACACCUAUAGGCUGCUGUAUAACUACACAAACUGACUUCACAAGAUCUCGCACUGUCCACCCUUUGACAUGGCAUCGAUCGGAACAAGACAGCCGGGUCUUCCCAUACCGCCCAUUCCAUGGAAAACUGGUUUUCAGGAAGAUAUGAACACACCCAUGAAGCUCUCCGGCCGGCCGCAGAAUGCUUUAUUAAUGCCAAAAAGAAAACCUCUCCCCAGUGUGUUUGCUUUGGGAAAGUGUCCUCCUAAACCCCAGAGACCUACGCAUAUCAACUGUGAUGUGUUCAGAAGAAACGCUACGAAAUCAUGUCCAACUUUAUCAGAAACCAACAAUACAGAAUUAUUCCUAUUCCCACCACCACCUCCUCUUGAUCUCCUGUCAAUCACAUCUGAGACUCCUCCUCCGCCAGAUGACUUUACAUUUCCUCCUGCGCCUCCUUCAUUGGAUCCGGAUCUUCUUGAGGAUUAUGACGAUGUGGAAUUCAUGAACACAACACAACCUUCAUUAGGUAAAAGCAGCAGUGAUCUUCAGGAGUCGAAUGAAGAAACGUAUGAUGAUUGUGACAGCUGCCGGCCCGAACCCGACAAUGAAUCCAGCGAGAAAACGAAAACGAACGAUUCGAAAGCAGUCAAGAAAAGACUUGAUAAAGACGAGAAGAAACGCUUGGAACAGGAGAAGAAAGAGAAGAAACUGCAGGAGAAGCGAGAGCAGGAGGCCAGGAAAAAGUUUAAAAUCAAAGGUCCAAUCAUGGCGGUUUCAACAGUGAAAGCUAACAUAGACCGCAAGAGAGGUAAGAACAAGCUUCCGCUGAAAAGAGGCGAGACUAUGGACAUCAUUCGCAAAACUGAAAACCCAAAGAGCUACUGGCUGGCCAGAAACAGAGAAGGCCACUAUGGUUUUGUAAAGCCUGACACGGUAGAUGAGUGCACUGAAAUAAUCACAGACAAUGUACUGUAUGUUCACAAUAACACAGGAACACAUGAUCACCUCCAAAAUCUACCUGCUGUAGAUGAAAGUGAGUCUGAUGUGUAUGAAUGUGUGGAAGAGGAUUUCAGCUUCCCCCCACCACCCCCUGACCUUACAUUUAAUAGUGAAGUAGGUGACACGGAUGAUGUUGUGAGUUCAACACACCUCCAUCCACCACCCUCUUCUGACAAAUCGACACGCAGUAUGGAUGAGACCUCAAAGAAAUGUUUUGAAAAGGAAGAGAAAGAUUUCAGGAAGCAGUUUAAGUAUAAAGGAAAGAUCAGAGUCCUUUAUCAAGCUACUGUCCUGCCAUCAUUGCCUAUAAAAAUGUUUGGUAAUAAAGAUUUGGUUGUCAAACCAGGAGAGAUCAUUGAUGUGAUAGAUCAUCCAGCUGGAGACAAAAUCAUCGGCCGGAACAGCAAAGGCAAAUUUGGUUAUGUGUCCACUGCUAAUAUAGAAGAGGACAAUUCUGUUUAUGAUGAUGUUGGAGAAGAGUGUAUCUAUGACAACGACUAAGCGAGGAUGAACAUGCAGCGUACUUUAACCUUAUUGGAUAUUGAACAUUACAUGGUCUCGUCUUGUGUCUCGGAGCAGACCAUUGUCAUGUUCAGCUUCAUUGCUUUUAUUUAUGUGAUAAUGUGAAAUUACCAAAAAAUGUUGCGAGAUGAACAUCUAGUUUUAAAAGUGGAAGGGGAGUGUUUAGAAACGGACUGCUGCCUGUGACCUGAAAAUUAAACAUUUUCAGUAAUAUGAAUGUUAAAGGUGCAGUUUGUAACAGUUUUGCGGUAAAAUAUCUAAAAACAACUAGGCCAGAGUUUUCUUCAGCUUAAUACUCGCAAUAUGUCAAAUGUUUCCAAAUACUUCUAAAUCGCCAUUCUAAACAGUGACACGGGCUGUGCAGUCGCCUGUCAAUAGUUGCCACCUUCACUGACGUAGAAACCGGACAAUGCGGAAGUAGCGUCUAGCAAACCACUGGAUUAUGGACCACAAUUACACGCAACAUUAUAAAACUUUAUAACUUUACCUCAUCCACAAACAAGUCUCGUUCCCGUCUGAUUGAUGGCCAUCAGCGGUGGAGUUGAAGACCACCGAUCCCAUAAUUCCACUCUCCUUCACAGCGCCAUGAAGCGACGCCAUUGUUGUUGUUUUGAACGUGCGCCCUCUAGCGGCGUAUUUAUAAACUGUACCUUAAAAUGAGCAUUACAG